Bactrocera neohumeralis is the source of this 3820-nucleotide messenger RNA. RefSeq lists its product as uncharacterized. Lineage: Eukaryota; Metazoa; Arthropoda; Insecta; Diptera; Tephritidae. The record is from RefSeq and is a predicted model, not a curated record. The transcript is spliced from 5 exons. Gene Ontology annotation, cellular component: nucleus. Gene Ontology annotation, biological process: regulation of transcription by RNA polymerase II; central nervous system development. Gene Ontology annotation, molecular function: DNA-binding transcription factor activity, RNA polymerase II-specific; RNA polymerase II cis-regulatory region sequence-specific DNA binding. The coding region runs from base 164 to 3793 and encodes 1209 amino acids.
UGAUCGUAUUUCUCUCGACUUUUAUCGCGAUAAUGACCGAGAUCGGGUGCAAUAAUUGCAAGUUAUUUAUUUUUAUUUUUCAGUAGUAUAAAAUUAGCUUAAUUGAUAAAGGUAAUAGUGAAAAAAGAGUUCAAAAAUAGAGAAGUAAUAAAAGUGUGACGCAAUGGAUUUUAUUCGGUCAACUAAAUACAAAUCUGCCGAAAAUGUGCAUGCAAAAGAACCAAUAAUAUCGAUGAGAACAAUGAGCACAGAAAAUGAUAGCGCUAAUAGUGAUACAUUUAUAAUAGAUGACCAGUCCUCUGCAUAUAGUUCUAUUCCAUCAACUUCUACGUCAUCUACGGCAAUGUCACCAGAGCUACAAUUGGAAUUGUUGGAUAGUUUGGAAGAAUAUCCGACUGAUUUUUCGGUUAAAUCAUCUAAAACUCAAGAUAUUACGCAGCAAAUAAACUUAAUUGAUAAUACAGUUCAAUUGGCCAACGACACAGAACAGCAUUUACAUCAACAGGUGCUCCAUCAUUUAGGAUUAAGCUUAGCUAUAGAAGACACUACAGAUAUGGCUUAUCCAAUAUACAGUGCAAUAAUGGCUCAUGAAAAUGAUGAAAAUAUGAGAGGGGAUAACAUAUGUAGUGAUUUGUCGUUAUCAUAUGCCUCUUUGUCUUCUUCUGUUAACACAUACGUUAGCAAUCCUGUCGACGACUGUGACGAUAAUAAUGAAGAAACUGGUGAUAAUUUAAUGCGUUUUUUGAAUGAUUCAUUAGAUACACCAGAUAUAUUAAUAUCCGAAGCUCAGACAUUUCCAAAUCCAUCCACCACGUGCAAUUCUCAUAUUUCUAGCUCCGAAAAAUCACCUACAAAAAUGUUAUCAAAUGCUCAAUAUCCGUUAUUAUCCCCAUUAUCAACAUCAUCCUCUUUUAUGUCUAAUGAAUCAUAUGAAGUGACACAACCGCCGAUAAUUAUGCAAAUACAGCCGCAUGAAACCAUACAAAACUCGUCAAAUUUUCAUAUAGGAGAUGUUACAGAUUUCCCUUCUACAAAUGUCGAUUUUGUUAAUACGCUUGAUGGGGACACGCUCCUGUACACAAAAUCAGUGAAUAAUAAUAAACAAGACGACAUUUGCUUAAAGUUAGAAUACAAGUUUCAAGACCAACAGCUAGUGCAAGUACGGCCUCCUACUGUGGUGGCAAUGAAUUGUCCAACACCUAUACAUGGUACACCAUUAGUUUGCUAUGAUCAAAUAUCAAUGCAAAACAACAUUUAUAUGGACAAGUCAGAAGUGGAUUUUGCUAAUAACCAUUUAUUAUCACCACCGUCGUCGACCUACAUUGCUCCAGUUUUUAUUGAUCAUCAGCUACACAAGUCAAGAGAUAAUAACUUUAAAGAAAGUUACAUGGAAGUAAAUAAUCAGCCUGAUGAACUUUCAUUAUGUAUACGCCCCGGUGCCUUGCACAUACAGAAAGGAGAGCCAACUCAUGCGACAAUUACUACUUUCGAGAACUCGGAGGAAGCGCUGGGUCGCUAUAAUUGUAACUACGAAAACUGCAGUCGUAGCUACAGCACCAUUGGAAAUCUGCGCACGCAUUUAAAGACACACAAAGGUGAAUAUCGCUUUAAAUGCACCGAAGAUAGUUGUGGUAAGGCUUUUCUUACUUCGUACAGCUUGAAAAUUCAUAUUAGGGUACACACUAAAGUAAAACCCUAUGAAUGCGAGAUAACUGGUUGUGAAAAGGCGUUUAAUACACGUUACAGAUUACAAGCCCACUUAAGAUUGCACAAUGGUGAAACAUUCAAUUGUGAGAUAUGUCAAAAAUGUUUUACUACCCUGAGUGAUCUGAAAAAACAUAUGCGUACACAUACACAAGAGCGGCCAUAUAAAUGUCCUGAAGACACUUGUGGUAAAGCCUUCACCGCUUCACACCAUCUUAAAACCCACAUUCGCACACACACAGGCGAAAGACCUUAUCCAUGUGAGGAGGUAAGUUGCCAGAAGUCCUUCAGUACAUCACACAGCCUGAAGUCACACAAGAAAACCCAUCAAAAACAACGCAAUAGAAGGCAAAAUAGCUUGAGCAAUAACAAGGAACGCCGUUUGAAGGUGAAAAAAGAUUCUAAGCAGUUCCAAUUGGCUGAAAAUUCAGAAAUUACAUCUAUUAAAGUAGAAAGCGAUAGUAGUGGUUACAAUGAGGAGCACACAUCGAAUGGAGAAGAUGAAAGAGAGGAAAGUUCGUGCAUUCAAAGCGUUGUUGAUGAUGGCAGCUUGCCGUCAUUAAGCCCACUAAAUUUCAUCAAAUCGGAAUCGGCUGAAUAUAAUAGAGCUGAUUUGUUUGCUGUACAAAUGCCAGAAGUGAGAAAUACCGCUAUACCUAUUUUGACGCCAAAAAUUGAAUGUAAUUCCUUUCCGGAAACGUCACAGGCAUUACAGUUGGCAUACGCCGCAGAAGAGGAAAUCCCUACACCUUGGGUAGACGCAGGUGUGCUUAUAUCGAAACCAAUUAUACCAAUGGCGCCAGUCACCAAUGCUUGUGUAGCACUUCCCACCGAGGUGCCGAGCUUUGUAGAUUUACAACAGAACUAUGGUAAUUUCGGCAAGGCAGAAGUUGCAACUAUAAGCAACACCGGUUCUUUAUUGGACACUAGUACUUCAAUACUACCGGAAUCAACAGAUCCUUGCGACUACUUGGACAUUAGCAAUAAUGGCAACCUCUACAAACCAACACCAUUAGAUCUACCUAUAUCAGCGCCACCUCAAAUGCAAGCGAUGCCUAACAUGCAAAUGGAUAUCGAUAGUAGUAAUAGUAUCAAUGGAAUAGCAGAAAUAGCAAAUAAACUUGAGGAGACCGUCGUUAAUUCCUCAAUAAACGCAGAUCAAUCCAUGGAUAUGAUUCCAACCGAAGAGAGCAUUGAACAACUAUUGAAAGAGGAUAUGCAAUAUAAUAACGAUACAGAAGACAUGGAAACUGAGUCGUUACUAAAUGAAAUUUUAAUGACCAUCGAUAAUAAUGCACAUCUUCUGCAAGAGACAUUACAACAGGCAAAGCAGGUGCCCGAAGAUGCCUCAGGUUUAAUUGAAGUGGAUCUCAGGAGCGAUAAACCAACUUUGAAGCAAAUAACUGCUGAUGCUGGAAUUUGUGGUUGUACCAAUUGUAAAUGCGAUCAAACUCAGGACUGUCAAGGUGGUUGCAGCAAUGAAACACCAUGUAGCAAGGAAGGAAAUAAUAAACACAAAUGUUGCCAUAACCAUAAACCACAAAUGCAGCCGCAGCCACAAAACACUCAUAAUCAAAAAUUAGAAAGAAGCUUAACAGCUAAGCCUAAAACGAUUAAUCGCGGUAAGGAAUGUUGUCAAAAUAAAAAAGAACGGGCGUCGGCGAAGCGUGAAGCUGACAUAAAUCAAAAUAUCGAGGAUGUGGCAUUAUUGUUGCAAAACUUGGCUUCUAUGGGUAGUAGUACUGGUGGAGGUUGCUGUGGUGGCGAUAAGAAUACACCAAGACCUUGCGGUACAACCGACAUGUCCAAAACAACAAGCCAACAAAUGAGCUCAGUAGGCGGCAGUAGCAGCAGUUGUUGUGCAUCGAAGUCCCCUGCUGUAAAAGAUACAACGUCUUCAAAUGUAGACAAACCCCGUGCCCCACCCCCAAAAUCACUCAAAAGUUCUUCAUGCACAUGCAAAAGCCCCGCUGAAGGUGUUGCUAAUGGCUGUUGCGUUAUUAUAUGUACUAAAACUCUGCAGGCUUUGCGACGUGUACUGACACGAAAGAAUCUAAAUCUUAUGGUUUGUCCACAGAAUCAAAAUUGAAACGCCCGAUUUCAAAAUUUAUCUAUU